This is a messenger RNA of Trichobilharzia szidati, 1314 nucleotides long. NCBI's taxonomy places the organism in Eukaryota, Metazoa, Platyhelminthes, Trematoda, Strigeidida, Schistosomatidae. The record is from the annotation of a GenBank genome assembly.
CUAUGGUACUCUUGAAGGCCAACGCCAGGUCAUUUCUGUCAUUUGGCAUGCGCUUGGAGUAAACUAUGAGCAACGAGAUUAACCCACGAGUCUCUCAAUGGCUUACUGAAGUUAGGGUUUUGGAUGGAGGUUUCGGAACAGAAUGUCAAAAGAGGUCUCAUUUACAAAUCCAUGGUCACUUGGCUUGGAGUUCCAGGCUGCUGAAAGAAGAUCCGGAACUAGUUGUUGAAAUACAUAAAUCUUUCCUUCGAGCGGGUUGUGAUGUCAUCACUACGAACACAUAUCAGGCAUCACCUACAACAUUAGUUCAAGCGCUUAACAUAAGCAGAUCAGAAGCAGAAAAUCUAAUGCAUACUGCUGUCAUUUUGGCAAAAAGAGCAUGCGAAGAAGAGAAGCACUCGGAUAAUCCUAGUGAAUUUCAAAGGAAACUGCCUGUUCUUAUUGCUGGAUCUUUGGGUCCAUAUGGAGCAUGCAUUGCUGAUGGAUCAGAGUAUUCUGGGUCGUAUGCAGAUAAAGUUACUUUUGAAGAGUUGGUUGAGUUCCACUUGUCAAGAGCAACUAUCUUAAUACAAUCUGGAGUUGACUUUAUAGCAUGGGAAACAGUUCCACUUUUGAUUGAAGUCUCAGCAAUAUGUGAAGUUAUGCGUAGACUACCAUCAGCAUAUUGCUGGAUUUCAGUUUCCUCACCAGAUGGUAAAACAACUUCAGGUGGGGAUCUUCUCGUAUCUGUUGCCCAAGAAGCAGAAAAGUGUGAUCAGGUUUUUGGUAUUGGAGUUAAUUGCAACAUACCUCAUAAUAAUAUUGGUGAAGCCCUAGCGAACUUAUCUUUGCAUAAAUCGAUAGACCCUGGAAGUACUCCGAACAAGUUAUUAUUAUUUUAUGCCAACGAUGGGCGUCACUGGGUACGAGAUGAUGACGAUGACAGUAAAUCUGAAUACUUAACGUGUCACUCUCAAUACAACGAGGAAAGUUGGCUUCAGAGCACUAUUCGAUGGGCGAAACGUCGUGAAGUUCACAACAGUGAUCACCUCCAUCAGCCAAGAGAAAACAAUCACACUUUAGCUCAGUGGGUCGGAGGAUGUUGCAAUGUUGGACCUGAUUGUAUUAAACAACUUGCGAAGUGGAUGAAACCUGAUGAAUUUAAUGACUUGUGAUGUGGACUCGACAAACUGUAAAAAAAAAUGAUUGUUUCACAUCUGUCUAUCUGCAGUGUGUUGCAUCAAGAUUUUAUCUACAACUUUAUUUGUCUACGUAACAUCAUAUUUUGAAUUCAUAAUAAAUAAUAAAAGCUUGCCUUCAACACUCUAUCACUAC